AUGGCAGUUCAAAAACUACAAGUUGGCAUGGCCGGCCUUGGUCGAGUCGGCAAACUCCAUGCUAUCAACUUCCUGCAGAAGACACCCCGUGCAGAGCUUGUUGCGGCAUUCACUCCAGACCCUGCUGAGAUUACCUGGGGGAGAGUGAACUUGGAACCCCACGGUGUGACUCUGUACACCGACUACAAUGAAAUGCUCAAGCAUCCCGGUCUCCAAGCCGUUGCCAUUGGUACGGCCACCUCCGUGCACGCGGAGGAGACAAUCAAGGCCAUCGAGCAAGACCUGCACGUUCUCUGCGAGAAGCCCUUAUCUACCGAUGUCGAAGUGUGCAGAGCAGUGGUUCAGGCUGCUAAGAAGAAGCCCCAUCUGAAGGUGAUGUGUGGCUUCUCCAGACGCUUCGACGAGUCGUACCGUGAUGCCCACGCCAAGAUGGAGCAAGGUCUCAUCGGACGGCCUGCCAUUAUCCGCAGCCAGACUUGUGACAAGUUUGAUCCCUCGGGCUUCUAUGUCGAAUAUGCAGCUUGGUCCGGCGGCGUGUUUGUCGACAUGUCCGUGCAUGACAUUGAUCUCAGCCUGUGGUUCUUUGGGGAUGAAAUCAUGCCCAAGAGCAUCUCUGCCCAUGGUAUCACCGCAGUUCAACCCGAGCUGAAGAAGUACAACGAUUAUGAUAAUGCUGUGGGUAUUGUGGAGUUCUGGAAUGGCAAGAUUGCUUACUAUUACUGCUCGCGUAUGAUGGCCGCCGGCCAGGAGGACACCACUGAGAUUAUUGGCACCGAGGGCAAGUUGACCGUGAAUGGAAACCCCCAACGGAACUUUGUCAACUUAUUCCACAACGGUGGCAUUACUCGCGAAAUUCCUCACAAUUUCAUGGGUCGGUUCAGCCCUGCCUUUGUCCAGGAGGCUAACGACUUCACCGCGGCCUGCUUGGACAACACGCCGCUGCCUAUGAAGUUGAGCAAUGCUGUCAAGGCCGUCGAGAUUGGUUCUUACCUCCAGGAGGCACUGGUGUCUGGGAAGCAGAUUCAUUUCGAUGAGAUUGGGCGACGAAUUCAGAAGGCCCAGUUGUAG
Molecule: messenger RNA, 1068 nt
Organism: Penicillium concentricum
Lineage: Eukaryota; Fungi; Ascomycota; Eurotiomycetes; Eurotiales; Aspergillaceae
Product: putative NAD binding Rossmann fold oxidoreductase
Exons: 2
Coding region: 1-1068 (355 amino acids)
Biological process (GO): NADPH regeneration
Cellular component (GO): cytoplasm
Molecular function (GO): oxidoreductase activity; nucleotide binding
Source: RefSeq, a predicted model, not a curated record